This is a messenger RNA of Coregonus sp. 'balchen', 7351 nucleotides long. The record is from the annotation of a GenBank genome assembly. Lineage: Eukaryota; Metazoa; Chordata; Actinopteri; Salmoniformes; Salmonidae.
AGUGACAGUGGUCGCUUGCGUCUAGUAUCACAGGUUGUGGGAGCAGGUAGGUUUCUUUCUGUUUUACAAUAAUUGAUGCUGUUUGCAGUUGUAUUAAACAAAGUAGUAAUUUGACAUGUUUAUUUCGUUUUUGAAUCGCUAUUCCUGCAUUUUCAAUUACAGUGCUUAGAAUACUUGCGAAGUAAACGGUCCAGUCUGGACAGCCGUAUUCAAGUGCGCAGCAUAUAAUUAUUGUUGCCUGGACAGCUUCACUGUCAUAUGGUACAGACAGCUCAGAUAGCCUACUGUCGAUAGUGCGUUAUUAUUCAGUUUUAAAUAGAACCGUUUUUCCCUCAAGGUUUAUUGAUCAAAACAGCCUAGUUAAAGUUAUAAACUAUUCGUGUUUUAGGAGAAACUGCACGCUUUGUCUUUCAACUUUUUUUGCCAGUGACAACCAUAUCCCUACAGUUGUAGCCUAUACAUUGUAUAUUUUGGGGAACUAUAAUUGUACGGUAGCCUACAGUAUUUAUUUGUACGGUCAGUGUGAGUGGCAGUGAAGGUGCUUAUGCAUGGAGCCUUUGUGUGACCUGUGACGUCGGCCUAAAUGCCAGAUUGGGGAUGGGAGAUUAGGAAAGUGCAGGGUAAAGCAGCUGCCUGACGGUCUGUUCACCACCUUACAUACACUCACAAAGAGGUAUAUGUUUAGGAUGUGCUCACUGGAGGUCACAGGGGCAGAGAGAGGACGGUUGUUUCUGCUGUUGGACAUGUGGGAUCAGGAAUCCACUAUUUUGUCUAUUUGACUCAUUGACCAACUAUUCAACAAAUGCUCCAUCUCUCUCUCUCUCUCCAGUUUCUUCUUGCUUUGAUGUCUACUGCAUUGCGUUUGCUUUACUGCUCCAGGCCAGGUAAGACUAGCCACCUGUAAAUCAAAUUGCAUUCAUGGGGGGGGGGGGGGGUGUGUGACAUGACAUGACAUGACUGCUACCUGUGUCACUGUCUUCUCUGUUUCGUUGUUAGGCACCUUUGUUAUCAGCCCUGGUUUGGUUCGACACUUCAGCCUCAGUGUGCAGAGAGGGAUGUACAGUAAGUAACACAAAUGUUGAUAUUCAGUAGUACCCAUAACCACUCAUUUGAUUCAGCUUCAUAGCUUUCUCUCUCUCUCUCUAUGUGUGUGUGUGUAGAGUAUGUGAAUGCCAAGGAGCUGCCCCUUGAUAUGAGGUCAAUCACAGACCGAGCUGCUCAGACUCUCCUGUGGACCGAGCUCUUCAGAGGUGACACACACACACCACUGGCGUAAUGCAGUUUAUCUGGACCCCCCUGCAAAGUUCAGCAAUUAAAGUUGGAAAUUCAAACAUGGCAGAUUCUAAAAUAAAUGUUUGAGGCAACAGCAUAAUAAUCAGCUACAAAUUAUUUGUUUUUGAAUAUACAACUGUCCUGUAUUAGGUUACCUGAACCUGCAUGACAUGAGCCGUCCUCGCGCUCUCUCCCAGCUUGGAUUAAAUGUUGUGGGUAAAACCAGUCUAUUAAUGCCAUAUAAUAGUCAGUCCACCCUCAAAACACUAGCUUACUAGGGUUUGUUUCAUUAUGCAGUGUACUAUCUAUAGCUAUAUACCGUAUUUAGCUGCUAUUUAUAAACUUUUUAUAAAAAUGACAUCAAAUAGCCUAACAAUGAGGAAAAAAGUAGUCGGCUUAAGGAUAAAUUCAGCCACUAUUUAUUGUUGAACUCAGCGAGUUUUGUCUGGCUAGUAGCCUACACAAAUGGGCUGCAAUAUUCAAGGUAAAUUCAAUUGAAUCCAACUUGAGAGACUCCCCUGGUCUCCUGAAGUCCUCCUUUUUUGUGUGCAAAUGUUUUCACCAUGGCCUGUAGGUCCAGGUUGCGGGCCCGACUGUUUUCUAUACUGAGUAUUGCCAACCCAGACAGUCUUUCCUGAGACAUUCCUGAGUGCAUUAUAUGUCCAUUACUCUGCACACAAUUUAUAUUUAGUAUUGAAUGAUGCAUGCCAAGAUAUACCAGAGAUAAGGGACUGUUGAUAUUGCAACCACACAACUCAAACGCUGGUUCACCAUGUAUGAACGAAAUCGCAAACAGCUUUCUUUGUUCAAGCCCUCAAGAACUGUUGUAUGCUAAAGAUGAUAAUCUGUUUGCAUCUGGCAAUUUAUCGGCUGUCCUGUAUCCAGACGACCUGUCCCCAGAGCUUCCGGUAGGCUACAGUUAAUCUCUUUCCGUAACGCGUUGAGGCCGGCAAUUAAGGAGAAUGAGAGGCUCAAUUAAAGAUGUUAAACUUGCUCAUUUUGAAGCACAACUCCCUUCUUCACAGUUUUCCUGAUGUUGCUAUGGCAAUAUAGCUGUUUUUACCAUCCCUGUAACUGUCGCUUCUGUGGAGAGAUUGUUUUCUUAAACUAAAAACCAUAAAGAACUACCUAAGAAGCAUUAGGCUCUCAGUCUGAUAUGUGAUUUUGAACACCUGAGUAAGCUCCACUCAUUCACGUUUUCAGUCACAUUCCUGAAACGCAAGAAACAAACGCUUAGCUUCCUAGUACAUAUGGAAAUUAAAAAGGUUUAUGAAAUACUUUUUGUAGGGUUACUGUCAGUGAUUUAUUAAAUAUAAUAAAAUGGACAUCGAUGACAGGCGCAUGGGACCCCAGAGCUUGUGGGCCCCCCCGCCUUGCGGGGGCUGCGGGGGUUUCCGGCACACACACACCAUAAAUAACAUUUAUUUACCUGUCUUUCCCACACACUCCUCUAGGAUUGGGGAUGACUAUGAGUUACCUUUUCCGCGAGCCCGCUACCAUCAACUACCCCUUUGAGAAGGGUCCCCUGUCUCCUCGUUUCCGUGGUGAACAUGCUCUGCGCCGGUACCCCAACGGAGAGGAGCGCUGUAUCGCCUGCAAGCUGUGUGAGGCUGUCUGCCCUGCCCAGGUGACCCCAUACACAACUACUGCACCCAUAUACACCCCCAUACACACACUGGUAAUACACUACACUGCCCUCAAUACCCUGGUCACUAUACACACUAAUACUACAAACUACUGUAUGUAGGCAUAUAUAUCAGUAAUACCUGCUUGUAUGUACACUAUAUAUACAAACAUAUGUGGACACCCCUUCAAAUUAGUUGAUUUGGCUAUUUCAGCCAUCCCAUUGCUGACAGGUGUAUAACAUUGAGCACACAGCCAUGCAAUCUCAAUAGAGAAGCAGUAGAAUGGCCUUCCUGAAGAGCUCAGCGACUUUCAACGUGGCACCAUCAUAGGAUGCAACCUUUCCAACAAGUCAGUUCGUCAAAUUUCUGCCUUGCUAGAGCUGCCCCGGUCAACUGUAAGUGCUGUUAUUGUGAAGUGGAAACGUCUAGGAGCAACCACGGCUCAGCCGCGAAGUGGUAGGCCACACAAGCUCGCAGAACAGGAUCACUGAGUUGCGCGUAAAAAUCGUCUGUCAUUGAUUGCAACACUCACUACCGAGUUCCAAACUGCCUCGAAGCAACGUCAGCACAAGAACUGUUAAAUCGGGAGCUUCAUGAAAUGGGUUUCCAUGGCAGAGCAGCCGCACACAAGCCUAAGAUCACCAUGGGCAAUGCCAAGCGUCGGCUAGAGUGGUGUAAAGCUUGCUGCCAUUGGACUCUGGAGCAGUGGAAACGCGUUCUCUGGAGUGAUGAAUCACGCUUCACCAUCUGGCAGUCCAACAAAAUAAUCUGGGUUUGGCAGAUGCCAGGAGAAUGCUACCUGCCCCAAUGCAUAGUGCCAACUGUAAAGUUUGGUGGAGGAGGAAUAAUGGUCUGGGGCUGUUUUUCAUAGUUUGGGCUAGGCCCCUUUGUUCCAGUGAAGGUAAAUCUUAACGAUACAGCAUACAAUGACAUUCUAGAUCAGGGGUGUCAAACGUCCGGCCCGCGGGCCGGAUCAGGCCCGCAAACGGGUUUAAUCCGGCCCGCGAGAUGAUUUUGAAAAAAUAAAAAUAAAAUAAAAUAUUUGUAAAGUAUAAAAAUGCGCUGCAUUUUUUCAAUAAAAUAAACUGCUGUUCCAAUUGCGUCCACUGGAUGGCACAAUAGCAAUUGUGUUAAGCAAGCAAACUGUUUACACCGGGGCAGAGCAAGUAGGUCAAGCACGUGCAGCCAAUGAGCUACUUUGUUUUGCCCGCAAUAUUUAUUACGGCUUCUACUUUUAACAUUAUGUGCUUUGGCACCCUCAUUGCCCCAAUAUGUCUCUGUCAAAAAAGAGAAAAGUGGACGCAGAGUGCAGAGUGUUCCAAGAAAAAUGGUCAUCCUAUUUAUUCACGGAAUUGAAUGGGAAAGCUGUAUGUUUGGUGUGUUCAGAGCAUGUUGCAGUGCUGAAAGAAUAUAACCUUCGUCGCCACUAUGUGAGUCUUCAUGCCGACAAAUAUGACAACUUUCAAGGACAGCGGAGAUGAGAGAAGGUGAAUGAACUGUUGGCGGGUCUGAAGAAACAGCAGUCUGUGUUUACUCACAGCCGAGACAUCAGUGAUGCUGCAGUGAAAGCUAGCUACCUCAUUGCUAAUGAAAUCGCAGUGACUUCAAAACCAUUUAGUGAGGGUGAAUUUGUAAAAACAUGCAUGAUGAAGGCAGCGGAGAUUGUGUGCCCUGAAAAGCGGCAGGCUUUUGCAAAUAUCAGCCUGACAAGAAACACAGUUGCAGACAGGAUUUCCGAUCUUUCAGUGGAUUUGGACAGCCAGUUGAAGCAAAAAGUAAAGUCAUUUAUUGCGUUUUCGGUUGCAAUUGAUGAAAGCACGGACAUUACAGAUGUUGCACAACUGGCCAUUUUCAUCCGCGGAGUUGAUGACACAUUGACCGUCACCGAGGAGUUCGUGGAGUUGGUGCCGAUGACAGAUACAACGACAGCAGCUGAUAUUUUUACCGCACUCGUUGGCGCGCUGGACAGGGUCGGAGUGGACUGGUCCCGCGCUGUCAGCCUGGCUACAGAUGGUGCACCCUCAAUGAUCGGGAAAAAAGCAGGCGUUGUGACAAAGUUCAGAGAGAAAGUGCAAUCUGUAAAUGGAGGACGUGAUUUUUUGACUUUUCACUGUAUUUUGCACCAGGAGGCUUUGUGUUGCAAGUCAUUAAAGAUGGAUAACGUCAUGAAGGUGGUCAUCCAAACUGUUAAUUUCAUCCGAUCCAGAAGCCUGAAUCACCGUCAGUUUGACAGCCUUCUCAGAGAGAAAGACCACAUCUAUGGCCUGCCAUACCACACUGAGGUAAGAUAGUUAAGCCGAGGUGCUGUGCUGAGGCGUUUCUUUGAUUUACGAGAAGAAAUUGAACAGUUCAUGGAAGAAAAGGGCAAACCAGUGUUAGAAUUUCAUUCCGCAGAAUGGAUGCAGGACCUUGCAUUUAUGGUGGAUGUUACAGAGCACCUGAAUAACUUGAACAAACAGCUGCAAGGGCGCAACAAAGUUGUCACGCAGUAUUAUGACAGCAUACGUUCUUUCAAGUUGAAGCUGUCAUUGUGGGAGACGCAACUUGCCGGUGGUGAUGCAGCUCACUUCCCCUGUCUGAAAAAUGUAUGCGCGACCCAACAUGUGGCAGACAUGAAGCGGUUCAAAGAUAAAAUAACGGGACUGUUACGGGAGUUUGAGCAACGCUUUCAGAUUUAUGUUUAUAUGUUUUUAUGUUGAUGUGCUAUUGUUUUUAAUUUAUUUUAUUUUAUUUGUAUAUUUAACCUAUUCUUGACUCUGUGGUUCUUGCACUUGUUUGGGGAACAGGAUUUCAUUAUUUGUAUCUACAUUUCUGCCUGAGAAAUGACACCCUGAUAUAGUUCUGUGAUCUGUGAAACAGUUCUGUUAAUCACUGAGGCAUUGUGUGUUCUUUUUCUUUAGAAUUUUCAAAUUAACUUGAUGUGUUUUAUGAUUAAUAGUGAUGUUGUGCUUGUACUAUUUUGGACACACUGUCCUCAGGCUCCAGCUUUAUGUUGUAUAUUGAUCGUAUUAAAACAAAGAUAACAAUCUGAAGUUGUUGUUUUUAAGUUAUAUAUACCAUGAUUUUUCCGGUCCGGCCCACUUGGGAAUAGAUUUUCCUCCAUGUGGCCCCUGAGCUAAAAUGAGUUUGACACCCCUGUUCUAGAUAAUGCUGUACUUCCAACUUUGUGUCAACAGUUUGGGGAAAGCCCUUUCCUGUUUCAGCAUGACAAUGCCCCCAUGCACAAAGCGAGGUCCAUACAGAAAUGGUUUGUCGAGAUCAGUGUGAAAGGACUUGACUGGCCUGCACAGAGCUCUGACCUCAACCCCAUCAAACAUCUUUGGGAUUAAUUGGAACGCCGACUGCAAGCCUGGCGUAAUUCGCCCAACAUCAGUGCCCGACCUCACUAAUGCUCUUGUGGCUGAAUGGAAGCAAGUCCCUGCAGCAAUGUUCCAACAUCUAGUGAAAGCCUUCCCAGAAGAGUGGAGGCUUUUAUAGCAGCAAAGGGGGGGACCAACUCCAUAUUAAUGCCCAUGAUUUUGGAAUGAGAUGUUCGACGAGCAGGUGUCCACAUACUUUUGGUAAUGUAGUGUACCUGCAGUCCACAACACUAUCCAGGGUAUAGGUAACUUCAUAUACUUUACUGUGCAAUGCUACCCCAACCAGGUAACCCCUACAAAGUCCAGUUAAGUCUCCCCCACAGGUAAUUGCAUGCCCCCCUGCACAGCUCAUAAGGUUCACACUGGCUAUGUCCAAACUUAAACUGAAUACUAAUUUUAGCGUUUGAUCUAGUAGAAUUCACUCUGACUCAGGUGUUUGACAACAACUGAUAAUCAGAUCAAUUAAAGCGCUGUACCAAAAUGAAUGAAUGGCGGGAGUCAACGUAGUCGCUCAUUAGAUAACCAUUCGGAGUUCUUUCUUUGACAUUUCACAUACUAUUACACUUUCUUUAUUCGCAUACUAUUUAGUACACUGGAAUGGGUAUGCGGACACUGCCUUUAUUUAUUUCCCUCGUCCUGCUCAUUCUGUCCCCUCUCUGCUGCCACCCUGUGUCUUUCCCAGGCCAUUACCAUUGAGGCUGAGACGCGUGCAGACGGCAGCAGAAGGACCACUCGCUACGACAUCGACAUGACCAAGUGCAUCUACUGUGGCUUCUGCCAGGAGGCCUGCCCUGUUGACGCUAUUGUGGAGGUAAACAGCUGACAACCCAUCUCUCUCUCAUCUUGUCAAAUUCUAGUGGCUUUGGUCAUUUUAGAACAACUUUCAGUAGCCUAUUCCAGAACUUCUGGAGUUUUCUAGGGCUAAGGGUUUCUGGAUUUAUUUAUCUUUUUCAUGUCCCUCAGGGACCAAACUUUGAGUUUGCCACGGAGACCCACGAGGAGUUGCUGUACAACAAAGAGAAGCUUCUGAACAAUGGAGAUCAGUGGGAGUCGGAGAUUGCUGCCAACAUACAGGCAGACUACCUCUAUAGAUAG